AUGGAGCAUGGGCAGGCACAGCUUCUAGCGACAUCUCAUCCAGGUCAGAACAACUGGCUGGAUAUGUCUCCGGAACCCAUGUCGCCAUCAGCUGCCGGUACUCAGACAUCACGAGAAACACUCUGGGAGGAGGCAUACGAUUCCCUCCAGGCAAGAAAUUCCAGACUCGUGACUUGGUACGAGACGAUCCUUACUCUAGAAUUGAAGAGCACUGUUGCAAAUCUGCCGUCACGGAACGCAUCAUCUGACACAUUUCGGAACCUGAUCGAUCAACGAGACUGGGAGACCAGGCGGGGUAAAAUGAAGCAUCUUCUCGGUCUCUGGUUUCGGGGGAACGGUGUUUUCCUCUUUGAUAUCAUUAGGGCUACGGCUUCGAUGACGCCAGAAGAGGCAGUGCUUGCCUGGGUAGCUGCGAGCUAUGCAGCAUCGAAGAAAUCGGCCGGUAAUAUUGAGCAGCCAAAGCCCUCUCGGGAAACGACGCAAGUGCUCAACUAUCUUAACGUGCUCGAUCACAGACCCAGCAUCUCGGCUGUUGAAAUUGACUCAAGUCACCCAACAGACCAACUGUACCGAGCACUGUUCUCAACCAAGGAGUACGAAUUCUUCCGAGGCUGGGAUAGUACUACAGAACCAGAGAACCAGUUGCUUUGGGUCCGCGGUGAACCCGGCGUGGGCAAGACCAUGCUCCUUACGGGGACUGUGCGAACACUUCUAUCAGCGACAGCCCAAGACAAAUCUGACCGUUGUUUCUUAUCCUUUUACCUUUUUGAUCGCACAGAAAAACGCUCCAACAACGCCGCAUUGGCCUUGAGAACAAUCAUAUGGCCAUUCUUGUGUACCAACCGGACGCUUGCUGGGCAUGGACGUCGCAAUGCACGAUUACAUAGCGGCCAAAGUAGGGAUCUGACCAGAACGAACAAGUACGACGAGGAUCUCGAGGAAGAAAUGGUCAGAGAACUUCAUUCGGCGUCUCAGGGUAACUACCUUUGGAAUCACUUUUUAGACUGGGUUGAGGACCUGGUCCUGCGAGAGCAGUUGUCUGCGGCAGCAGCCAAACUUGAAGGCCUCGAUUUGUCGUUACAGCGACGGUCACCCCAAGACCCAAGCAGCGAAGAGCCGCUGGCAGCCGCUAUCCGAGACGCUCACCUCUUCCUUCGACUGCGCCAAUUAAUUAAUAGCCCUAAGGGUGUUCAUGGGUGCAACACGCUUCUGUUUUGUCUGAUGGAAAGUCACGACGACUAUGUACGAUCUGUGGCCUUCUCGUCAGACAGGAAACUCAUAGCUUCCGGCUCUGACGACUCAAGCGUCCGCGUUUGGUAUGCUGAGACGGGCACGACGCAACAUAGGUUUACGAUACGCAAAGGGUGGAUGGGCAGCGAAGUGAAUUGUCUCCCAGAUCAGCCUGGGAUUGUGCAUGCGGCUUGCUUCUCGGAUGACGGAAGCAAGCUUGCGGCGGCUAGUUCCCGGGCAGUGAGGAUCUGGGAUCUCGAUAGUGAAGUGUCUGCGUCCAGGACGUUCAAGAGCUAUGAUAUCGAGCAUACAGCUACAAAUGUGGAAAAGGAUGCGAACGGUGGAAAGAAGGAUACUAGUGAACUGGAAGCAACAAAUGAGAAUACGGAACCUGAAGAAGGAACGCCUGUGAUUAACACCGAGAAUUGGUUGAACGGCAGAAGAGACUCGGAUAGGAUCGAACGCAGCCAGCCCCAUCUCGGCACAGAGACUACGAAGCUGCGUGAACCACUACACAGACUGAAGGGUCAUACAGGGGCAAUCAGGUCUAUCGUGUUCUCGUCCGAUUCGAAGAAUAUCGCCUCCGGGUCUAAUGACAGCACAGUCCGAAUCUGGGAGCUGGACACCGAGGAGCCCGAAGCACGUAAGCCUCUUGACGGAAGGCGAGGUGCCGUCAACUCCGUUGCCUUGGCUGCCUAUAAAAAUGGGCAUCUCCUCGCUUCCUGCACAGAGAGGGUCGUUGACUUCUGGGAUUUCGGAAAUGGAGAACAUCAGCAAGUGAUGAGAUCACCUUGUCGAAUACUGUGCGGCGGCCUCGCUGCCUCACCGAAUCGAGCCUAUCUCGCUGCUGGGUCAUACGAGGGCACAGUAGAUCUCUGGCACGCCCCUAGGAAGCGAAUAGAACAGGAACCCGAGCCAGCGAGUUGGGUAGAGCCUAGGUCACCGAUUGACAUGGCUCUGAGCCCCGACGGCCGAACAUUGGCUGUAGCUCAAGUUGGAGAAGAUGUAUUACUCUGGGACAUUGAGACGAACGAGCUCGUGAAUCCUCGCAUAGAUACUGGGCAUACAACGAAGAUAUUGUCUGUUUCGUUCUCACCCAAGCAUGGGGCGAUGCUGCUCUCCUCUGGUGCUGACUGCAGCGUACGUGUCUGUGAUGUCAAGACGGGGAUGCGACUACACAAAUUCCUUGGCCACACAGACUGGAUUGGAUUUUCCACAUGGUCGCCGAAUGGAGAUUACGUAGUCUCCGCUUUGGAUGAUGGUACCAUUCGUAUCUGGAAGAUGGGAGACAGAGACGAGCAGGGACCUCAAAUCCUGGAACAGGGUGAUUGCUUUGCCACGGGCGUCUCCUUUUCCCCCGAUGGGAAGCACAUCGCGACGUGCGGCACCAACGGAAAGGUCAUGGUAUGGGCAUCACAGAAAGAUGAGAGUGGUUGGAAUCUGAAGCACACGUUGGAAGGCCACAGAAGCUACGUGUUGAGCGUUCUAAUCUCCCGGGACUCGAAGCAGGUACUCUCAUCGGGUGCGGAUAAAACAAUCAGAAUCUGGGACAUUGAAAGUGGCGAUAACGUAAACAAGGACUCACCCAUUGAGACAGAGUUACACAUUGACAAGAUGCGGUUUGAUAAGAACCCGUCGAGCCACGUUAUGACACCAUAA
Metarhizium robertsii ARSEF 23 is the source of this 2889-nucleotide messenger RNA. Its product is annotated as WD40 repeat-like-containing domain protein. Lineage: Eukaryota; Fungi; Ascomycota; Sordariomycetes; Hypocreales; Clavicipitaceae. The record is from RefSeq and is a predicted model, not a curated record. The transcript has 7 exons. The coding region runs from base 1 to 2889 and encodes 962 amino acids. Gene Ontology annotation, molecular function: protein binding.